CAAAAAAAAAAAAUAAAUUAAUUCGCAAGCAUGGAUAGCGUUAAGUCGUUUUUCGCCAACACCAACAAAGAGAACAAUCUCAACAAUCAGCAAAAUGGCAUUACGGGUCGCUGGAGCAACUGGAGCCGAGGCAUUCAGGCACAUGCGGAUUCGGGCGCCGGGCAGAGUGCCAUGAGCAAUGCCAAUCCUGGCGAGGCUAAGCGCAAGGAUAGCGAUAGCUAUUUCUAUAUAAUGUGGCGAGCUUAAAGUUCUGUAAACCCACAGCCCUAUAGCUAUAAGUUUAUGUCUAAAGUGACCUGCAAGGAUUUGUGAACACGCCCUAUUAAGAAGCAUCGGCGGUGUAACAAGCUAAUACUAUUAAU
Molecule: messenger RNA, 362 nt
Organism: Drosophila busckii
Lineage: Eukaryota; Metazoa; Arthropoda; Insecta; Diptera; Drosophilidae
Product: CG8788
Exons: 2
Coding region: 31-246 (71 amino acids)
Source: RefSeq, a predicted model, not a curated record